Lachancea dasiensis is the source of this 600-nucleotide messenger RNA. NCBI's taxonomy places the organism in Eukaryota, Fungi, Ascomycota, Saccharomycetes, Saccharomycetales, Saccharomycetaceae. The record is from the annotation of a GenBank genome assembly.
AUGGGCCUGCUAACGUUUCCGAUAAAAUAUGCUGCGAAAAAGGUGUUCGGAGAAUAUGAGAUUGGGAGCGCAUUUGAAGAUCCAUUUUUUGAAGAAGUGGAGUUCGAAAAGCGCUCGUUUUGGUCGGGAAGUACCAAAAUGGUAAAAAAACGUAGGGAUAAAAGUAUCCCUCAAAGUAUACCAGAAAGCGAUGGCAAAGUUCUACGACGCGUGCGUAAGAGAGCAUAUCGCUUAGAUAUGCUGUUCAACAUCGGGGGCAUCAGGUUUGGAUGGCUGGGUGUCAUAGGCAUACUCCCCGUCGUUGGUGAUUUCCUGGUGCUCUGGCUGUCGUUGUUGGUUUACAAAGAAGCGAUGAAGGUAGCAGGUGGCCUGCCUUCCACCGUGUCAGCCCAAAUGCUGAGCAACAUUGCGCUUGACUUCGGGCUUGGUUUGAUACCUUUUGUGGGUGAUUUUGUAUCGAUCUGCUAUAAGGCCAACUCGCGCAAUGUCUUGGUAUUGGAAAGACAUUUGAAAAACAGAUAUCAUCAAGUCGACGUGCCUCUCAAAUCGCCAGUGCCAUCUGCUGGUUCAACUUCUGCAAGAGCCCCAGCUUUGGCCUAA